Molecule: messenger RNA, 1995 nt
Organism: Megalops cyprinoides (Indo-Pacific tarpon)
Lineage: Eukaryota; Metazoa; Chordata; Actinopteri; Elopiformes; Megalopidae
Gene: ppm1ba
Product: protein phosphatase, Mg2+/Mn2+ dependent, 1Ba
Exons: 7
Coding region: 406-1557 (383 amino acids)
Biological process (GO): protein dephosphorylation; negative regulation of canonical NF-kappaB signal transduction; positive regulation of canonical Wnt signaling pathway
Cellular component (GO): cytosol; nucleus
Molecular function (GO): manganese ion binding; magnesium ion binding; protein serine/threonine phosphatase activity
Source: RefSeq, a predicted model, not a curated record
UUGAGCUGAGGGAGAACUGUAGCCCUUCAAUGGAGGAAAGAACGUCAUCUGCUCUUAACAACUAGCUGGCUAGCUGGGUAGCUAAAUUCAACUUUAUGUUUAUGUUUGUUUUUUGUUUUGUCUUCAUCCUCAAGCAUCUUACUGUUAGUAGUCAUUCGAUGCGAGAGGCCAGCCGCUUGGGUGUCAAACAUGUAUAAAAAUUCCCAUAACCAGAGCAGAGAACUGCUAAAAAGGGUAUCGGUCGUGUGAAAUUCAAUUCUGGCUGCCUUUUAUCGAGCACAGUGAAAACAAACACAAAACAACGCCAAAUUAGCUGUCUAUAUUGAGAAAAUUAGCUACCCGCCAGUCUGGAGUGGAGCUUGGCGGUGCAUUCGUUUCACCCCUGAAAACGUGGAGCCCUGAGCCAUGGGUGCGUUUCUGGACAAGCCGAAGACAGAGAAGCACAAUGCUCACGGCGCGGGGAACGGGCUGCGCUACGGGCUGAGCAGCAUGCAGGGCUGGCGGGUGGAGAUGGAGGACGCGCACACGGCCGUGGUGGGCCUGCCGCAGGGCCUGGACGACUGGUCCUUCUUCGCCGUGUACGACGGGCACGCCGGCUCCCGCGUGGCCAACUACUGCUCCAAGCACCUGCUGGAGCACAUCACGGGCAGCGAGGGCUUCCGCGGCGCCGACAAGCCCGGCCCGGCGCCCGAGCCCACGGUGGAGGGCGUGAAGAGCGGCAUCCGCUCGGGCUUCCUGAAGAUCGACGAGCACAUGCGCAGCUUCUCCGACCUGCGCAACGGCAUGGACCGCAGCGGCUCCACGGCGGUGGCCGUGCUGCUGUCGCCCGAGCACCUCUACUUCAUCAACUGCGGCGACUCGCGCGCCGUGCUCUACCGCGACGCGCACGUGCGCUUCUCCACGCUCGACCACAAGCCGUGCAACCCGCGCGAGAAGGAGCGCAUCCAGAACGCCGGCGGCUCCGUCAUGAUCCAGCGGGUCAACGGCUCGCUGGCCGUCUCGCGCGCCCUCGGCGACUACGACUACAAGUGCGUGGACGGCAAGGGCCCCACGGAGCAGCUGGUGUCGCCCGAGCCCGAGGUGUUCGAGAUCGCGCGCGCCCCCGAGGACGAGUUCGUGGUGCUGGCCUGCGACGGCAUCUGGGACGUCAUGAGCAACGAGGAGCUCUGCGAGUUCGUCCGGGCCCGGCUGGAGGUGACGGACGACCUGGAGAGGGUGUGCAACGAAGUGGUGGACACCUGCCUGCACAAGGGAAGUCGUGACAACAUGAGUGUUGUGCUAGUUUGUUUGCCGAACGCCCCAAAGGUGUCAGAGGAGGCGGUGAAGAGAGACGCUGAGCUGGACAAGUACCUGGAGUCACGUGUGGAAGAAAUCAUCGAGAAGUCAGGAGAAGACGGCGUUCCUGACCUGGGACACAUUAUGCGGAACCUUUCCACAGAGAACAUACCCAACCUGCCACCAGGGGGCGGCCUGGCCAGCAAGCGCAGUGUAAUCGAGGCGGUCUACAACAGGCUGAACCCCCACAGGGAAGAGGACGGGCCGUCCUGUUUCAUUUGAACGGCGGUGACCUGGAGGACCCGUGGUAGCCGGAGAACGUUUUUGUCCACACACACACAAGAAUGUCCAGACUACGCCAACACAGAAGAGAAAUCUGUAUACACAAUUUUGUUUCCUUUCUUUUCUCCUGUGAUACCAAGAGAUCAAUUGGACCAUAAAAUAGUUUUUAAAAAAAAAACAGGAAAAAAAAACAAUCCAAGCGACACAACCCAAAGGAUGGUGAUUUUUUUUUUAAAUGGGUCAGAAGAGGAACUUAAACGUUAGAAACAAUUUAAAAUGAAACACAGUAUAUAAUAGAGAAAAAUAAACUAAUUUUUACCUUUUUUGUUGCAUUUUUUGUGGGUUUUUUUUUCUUUGAAUUUGAGAAGAGAUGGACAGCCUGUGUAAGGACAUGGGGCUGGAUUCUGGCCUGGAUGGAAUGCGGUGUGGUUUUUAAAG